Molecule: messenger RNA, 2658 nt
Organism: Bombyx mori (domestic silkworm)
Lineage: Eukaryota; Metazoa; Arthropoda; Insecta; Lepidoptera; Bombycidae
Exons: 2
Coding region: 1-2658 (885 amino acids)
Source: RefSeq, a predicted model, not a curated record
AUGUCUGUCAAAAGAAAUGACGACUGUUGGCAAGGUGUUAAAUUAGCUCGCAUUGAAAUUCCCGAAUUCGAUGAGAACCCUAAAGAUUGGCCGCUAUUUUUCGCGACUUUUAAAAACGCUGUACAUUUGAACUCAUCUCUUUCUCUCACUGAAAAAAUGUUUUAUCUUGCUAGUAAAUUAAAAAACAAAGCUAAAAAUGUUUAUGCCGGUUUCAUUCCAUGCGCUGAGAAUUACGAAACUAUUUACAAAGCGCUCGUGUCAAAAUAUGAAGACAAAAGGAACCUAGCAGACCCGCACUUUAAUAAACCCGCUGAAAUAGACAUUCUGCUUGGCGCCGAAGUAUUCAUGCAGAUCUUAAGACCUACAAAGCUACUAGGUCCGCCUGGAAAACCUGAUUUAUUGGAAACCGCAUUUGGAUACAUACUCUUAGGGUCGAUCGCUUCGCUCCCUUGUCACAAUAAUACCGCGCCUUGUGAUAACGAUCACGCCUUUUUAUCGUCGAGUAACGACUCGAUCGAAACUUUAAUCUCGAAGUUCUGGGAGUUGGAGUCAGUUCCGACUAAAACACACAUGUCUAAAGCCGAACAGGAAUGUGAGGAUUUUUAUGAUUUAAAUACAUACCGCGAUAACACAACUGGACGUUACGUCACCGCUUUGCCUUUCUUGAGGUCGCCUACCGCUCUGGGCGAUUCUCUUACAACCGCACGUCGCUGUCUGUCGUCACUCGAACGCAGAUUUAAGACAAAUAUCGCUUUAAAAACUGAAUACGAUGCCGCGAUGAGAGACUAUCUCGAACGGAACAUCAUUUCACCCGCACCCGCUCUUACUGAUACGAAUUAUUACGUCAUCCCUCACCACGGUAUAAGCCGAGAAGACAAACCGCUCCGCAUUGUACUGAACGCAACUGCACGAUGCAUAGAUACAAACGUUUCAUUGAACGAUUGUUUACAUUCCGGUCCUAAUUUGCAAGCAGACUUAACCGCGAUUAUUUUAAAAUUCAGACUGUUUCCGAUUGCUUUAACCGCCGACAUCAAACAAAUGUUUUUGGCUAUAGGCAUUCGUGAGGAAGACCGCCGCUUUUUGAAUAUACUAUACAAAUUUGACGAAGAUGAUACUGCGAAAAUGUAUCAUUUUAAUCGCGUUUGUUUUGGUCUACGGUGCUCGCCGUACCUUGCUAUGAAGACAGUUAAGCGUCUCGCCCGCGAUGAAACUGAUUUCCCGAUCGCUUCAGAAAUCGCUAGUGAUCAUCUUUAUAUGGAUGAUCUAGGAGUUUCGGUAGAUACGCCCGAGAAUGGAAUUCAGUUGGCUCAUGAUUUAAUCGAACUAUUCAAACGUGGUGGUUUCGACUUAGUUAAAUUCGUUAGCAAUUCGCCCGAGGUGUUAAAAUCGAUUCCGCAAGCCAACCGCUUAUCUUCAAAAAUUGAAUUCGACAAGCAGGAUAAUAUGAAGCUCCUAGGUAUAAUCUGGUCACCGGUCGAGGAUGAAUUUUCAAUCGCUAUUAAAUUCAACCCGCAAGCAAAAUGUACAAAGCGCCUUAUGCUUUCCACAAUCGCUAAACUGUGGGACAUAAACGGAUUUUGUGCCCCUGUCAUUUUACACGCAAAAUUGUUAAUAAAAGCUCUCUGGGUAGCUCAGAUUGAUUGGGAUGCAGAGCCCCCAAGCGACAUCUGUGCUGCAUGGAAACGCUUUCUUAAUGAACUCCCCGCUCUGCAAGACUUUAAAAUACCUCGCUUCGUAGGCAUCGUGCCCGAGUCCCGUGUCAUACUACUGGGAUUUGCGGACGCUUCUGAAAAAGCGAUGGGUGCUUCUGUGUACAUUUGUGUACAACCGGCUUCCGGACCAAAUGAAGUCAAUUUAAUUGGUGCCAAAAGCAAGGUCGCGCCGCUCAAGGUUAUUUCCUUAGCCCGCCUAGAGCUUUGUGCUGCUGUAUUAUUAUCGAAACUGUUUCGAUUUGUUAUCGACACUGUUUCUCCCCGCUGUCAUGUUGACGAAAUUUUCGCGUUUACUGAUUCGACAGUGACCCUCCAUUGGGUUCACUCGUCUCCGCAUCGCUUUGAUACUUUCAUUGCGAACCGCAUCGCACAAAUACAGAACAACCUUGACCCCAAACACUUCUACCAUUGUGAAGGUACGCAGAAUCCCAGCGACUGCUUGAGUCGUGGUCUCACACCCGCUCAAUUAUUGAAUCACCCGCUGUGGCUCUAUGGCCCUACAUGGGCUCGUGAUAACGUCCAUACAUGGCCCAUCAACCGCUUCACGUUUGAUCCCGGAGAACCGAAACCUUUAACGCCUUCGCAUUUUUUAACUCUCGGACCGCUAGACUCCUUUCAUUCUGAUCCGCGUUUAGAUUCGGUAGAUUUAGUUCGCAAUAAACGACUUGUCGAUGACAUUGUUCAGAGAUUCUGGAAUCGCUGGAAGCGUGAGUACCUAAACACGCUUCAAACACGCGCUAAAUGGAACACCAAAUCUAAUCCGGUGACUAAAGGUACUGUUGUCCUUCUUAAAACAGAAAACUCACCGCCUUUACAAUGGACAAUGGGCAUAAUUGAAGAAAUAAUGCCUGCCUCGGACGGGGUCGUUAGAGUAGUCAGAGUGCGCACACAAAACGGCACCUAUCUUCGACCUGUAGUAAAACUUUGUGUUUUACCUUCCCAAUAA